Messenger RNA from Spodoptera litura, 2626 nucleotides. RefSeq names its product NADPH-dependent diflavin oxidoreductase 1. NCBI's taxonomy places the organism in Eukaryota, Metazoa, Arthropoda, Insecta, Lepidoptera, Noctuidae. Gene Ontology annotation, cellular component: cytosol. Gene Ontology annotation, molecular function: flavin adenine dinucleotide binding; NADPH-hemoprotein reductase activity; FMN binding. The record is from RefSeq and is a predicted model, not a curated record.
UGUCAACAAACAGCUGAUAAGAGUAUUGUUUUGUGCGGUACUGCCGUAAUUUGGUUAUUCAGUAAAAUAAAUUAAAUAAAAUGAGUGAAGCGCCCAGACUUAUCGUGCUUUACGGCAGCCAAACGUACACGGCUCAAGAAGUAGCAGAAAGAAUAUGGCGGAAAACGAAAGUCUUAGGAUUUCGAGGGCCGGUUCAGGCAAUGGACGAGUACCCAAUAACUAGCCUUAUUAAAGAGGAAUUUGCUAUAUUCGUGUGUGCAACAACUGGACAGGGUGACGAGCCAGAUAAUAUGAAGAAGUUCUGGAAGUUUUUGUUGCGAAAAAAUCUACCUGCUACCUCUUUAUUGAAGUUAAAAUAUGGAGUGCUUGGUCUCGGUGACUCGUCGUAUUUGAAGUUCAAUUUCGCUGGCAAGAAGCUGCAUAGGCGGUUGUUACAGUUAGGAGCAACACCAUUAUUAGAUAUAGGACUAUGUGACUACCAGCAUGACUUAGGCCAUGAUGCAGUUUUGGCACCCUGGCUAAAGGAAUAUUUAUCUAUAUUAAAGACAUAUUAUCCAAAAAUAGAGCCAGACAACAUAAAAACCACUUUCAUACCUCGAUGGAAGGUAUCUUUAGAAAAAUGUGAGGAUAAAACUACUAAUAAAAAAGAUGGUUUGACGGAAGAUAUAUAUUUUGCUAAAGGCAUAAGGGAUAGCUUUGUUGAUGCCACGCAUUUCCAAGUUGUCAAAAAUUAUAGAACUACACAUAUUACACAUUUUCAAGAUGUUCGAAUGAUUACACUCAAAACUACAGGUAAAACCGUAGUUAAAUACCAACCUGGAGACGUAUUCAAUAUACGCCCUAGGAAUAGUAAGGAGGAUGUAGAAGAUUUAUUUAAUAUUUUCAAAGAGCACAACAUUGAUAUACUACCUCAUUACAAUUUAGUAGUUGAAGAAUGUCAUGAUGACAUGCCCGUCCCUCCGUUCCUAAAACAACCGCACACUUUAUAUGAAAUAGCCGAACAAUACUGGGACCUACGCAGUUACCCGACACAAUAUGUCUUCUCUCUUCUCGCACAAGUGUCUGAGGAUAAGUUAGAAAGAGAGAAGUGUAUAGAGCUCAGCUCCCCUGAGGGACAGGAGGACUGGCUUAAUUAUUGUAGAAGGCCCAAGAGGACUGUGUUGGAGGUCCUACACGACUUUCACAAGUCCGCAUCGAAGUUGACAUUAGAAGUAGUUUUUGAGUUAUUUUCCACCAUCAAACCGCGGUCAUUCUCUAUCGCAAGCAGUUGCUUACCAUCAGGGGGUAGAGACAUAGACCUAUUAGUAGCCGUUGUUAAUUAUAAAACGAAGUUAUUGAAGCCAAGACUCGGCCUAGCCUCAAACUGGCUGAAAGAUUUGAAGAUCAGCGAUAAAGUGUUUGGAUGGAUCAAACCUGGAACCCUUGUGUUUCCUAAAGAUUCUUCGACACCCCACAUCAUGAUAGGCCCCGGUACAGGUCUAGCCCCCUUCCGAAGUCUCCUACAAGAGAGGGAGAAGCUACAAACUGCAAAAAAGGAUGCUCUACACUUAAUAUUCGGAUGUCGGUACAAAGAGAAAGACUUCCACUGCAGAGAGGAUCUGGAGAGAAUGGUGAAACAGGACAAGUUGACUCUGUAUUGUGCUUUCUCUAGAGACCAGGAGGAGAAAGUAUACGUCCAACACAAAAUAUCAGAAAACAAAGAUCUGUUGUGGCAGUUAAUAUCCAAUAAAGCUUACAUCUACAUAUCGGGUAACGCCAAGAAUAUGCCUGACAAUGUCAGAGAGGCCUUUAUAGAAGAUGUUCUGAGCAAAACCGGAGGACAAACUAUUGAAGAAGCCAGGACUAUGCUGAAAGAAUUGGAGAAUAGUGGACGGUUUCAAGUUGAGGCCUGGUGAUGUAAUAAUGCUAUUAUUUGAAUUUUUUGACCCCUUUCAGACCGCCACGGUUUGGUGUAGCUGGCAAAUACUGUUUAUAAAAUGAUAAUAAUAUAGUUGUAUUUAUACUUUCUUUUUUAUAUUUUCUUUUUCUUACUUUUUUGAUGUGUUUCUUCUAUCACAACAUCAAAAAUAAGACAAUAAAUGAAAUUGUUGUCCAUGUCAUAAUACAAAUUAACUUUAGUAGCUUUUGAACGAACAUAAUAUGCACUGCUUUUGAUGAGAUUCUUAAAUCCAAGUCAGUUUCCUUGGUUUUUAUCUAUUCCAAUGGAAACUAAUGUAUUUAAUAAGUAUGUUUGUCUUUAAUAAUUUCUCGUUGUCAGCCAUUGCACCAUACCGUGGCGAUCAUAUGUAAAAAACAAUUUAUUUUUAUUUAUAAAAAUCCGAUUUUGUCAAACAAAAUUAUUAUUAUUAUUUUAAUUAUUGAGCAGUGUUACUGCAUGACGUCACAAAUUGUUCUUUAUUAAUUUAAUAAGAGGUAUGACCUCACCUCAGGCCUAAAACAUCACAUAGAAAAUUAGACAUUAUUGACAUAGAAAUAAAAUUUAAAAUCAGGUGUAGGUAAUAUUCGACUCGAAUAACAAUUUUAUAUUUAGUACCUUACGUAUAGGUAAUGUAUAUUAUGUGCUUUUUAAUAUAAUAAAAAGGUAACUGUGAUAAUUUAUUGAAUAAAAUCACAACACAAUUUUAAA